GAGUUCUUAUUGGCUAUUUCCACCCAAAGGAUUCCAGCCGCUGCUCAUUCACCGGGCCGGACGGCCCCUUUGGAGCCAAUUAGGAGGCAGCGCUCUGACGUGAGGGCGGGUCGCGAGGCUCGGGAAAGGCGGAGAACCUUUUCAGUUGUUCGUGCCGCCAUUUUGUGUCGUUGGCUGCUACAGAGAGGGCCGGGGCGCUCUAGCCACCACCAUGGUGAAACUCUUUAUAGGCAACCUUCCUCGGGAGGCCACAGAGCAAGAGAUUCGUUCUCUUUUUGAACAGUAUGGACGGGUCCUGGAAUGUGAUAUUAUCAAGAACUACGGCUUUGUGCAUAUUGAGGACAAGACUGCAGCUGAGGACGCCAUCCGCAACCUGCACCACUACAAGUUACAUGGUGUCUGCAUCAAUGUGGAGGCCAGUAAGAACAAGAGCAAAGCCUCCACGAAGCUUCAUGUAGGCAACAUCAGUACUGCUUGCACCAACCUGGAGCUGCGGGCCAAGUUUGAGGAGUAUGGCCCUGUGCUUGAGUGCGACAUUGUCAAGGAUUAUGCCUUUGUGCACAUGGAGCGAGCAGAGGAUGCUGUUGAGGCCAUCAGGGGUCUUGACAACACAGAGUUUCAAGGUAGGCUAUUUGAGGGCUGGAUGUCGGGUUCCUGUGGUACGUCCGCGGCAAAACAGUGCCAGGCUUCACGAUGUGACGAUUUGUGUUUAGCAUGAUUUCAUUAAUGGACAUUUUGUCUCUCUUCAAAGCUUAGUGACAAUUAACUUUCUUUUUGUUUUUACUUCUGGGGAGUUGCAUAGAGUGGGGGAGGUGUUAUUUUGGCUGUCACUUGCACCUUCCUGUCUGGAGAGGUGACUGUUUUUGCUGGUCCUUGACUUGUGCCUGGACCUGACCUCUAAGCUCAGGCAAGGGGGUGUUGGUAGAGUAUGGGAGGUGUCUUUUCUUUCCAGAGCCUGGCUCGAGCCACUGUCCUCUCCCCCAGCUCAUUUUAUCGCUCUCCCCCUCCUCUCAAAAUAGGCUUAUUUUUGAAAAUGAAUAAAUAAUCAGCUCUUUUUUUACUAUGGGAAGCCAUUGUCAUGCUUCGUAUUAUCUUGAAUUUGGCCCCUCCUGUGGAAUCCUCUGAUAUUAAUAUUAACCUGUGACUUUUGUCCUUUGACAUUUGACAAGCACUCUUUUUUUUCUGCAGUAAAAUAAAGCUCUUGUAACAGAAA
Messenger RNA from Heteronotia binoei (common prickly gecko), 1213 nucleotides. RefSeq names its product RNA binding motif protein 4B (gene RBM4B). Gene Ontology annotation, biological process: mRNA splicing, via spliceosome. The transcript is spliced from 3 exons. The coding region runs from base 212 to 718 and encodes 168 amino acids. Gene Ontology annotation, molecular function: zinc ion binding; mRNA binding. Lineage: Eukaryota; Metazoa; Chordata; Lepidosauria; Squamata; Gekkonidae. The record is from RefSeq and is a predicted model, not a curated record. Gene Ontology annotation, cellular component: cytosol; nuclear speck.